CACAGGCGCAGUGGGGCGGCUGAUGUUUACGGCGGCAGAGGUCGGGGCAGCGCAGCCGGGCCGCGGACGGGCGAGGGGCGCCCGAGGAGCUGCUGGUCGCGGCCCAGGCGGCCUGAUCUCGCGGGCCGGCCGAGCCCGGAGGUACCUCAGGGUCAUUUGGAUUCAUUCGAUAUUAUGAACUACAAACUUACUUCUGGAUGGAUACAAUGGAAUUUCAUACAUAACUUUUGUAUUGCCUGAGUGUGGUCUUGACGAUGGGAGGUGCUGUGAGUGCUGGUGAGGACAACGAUGAACUGAUAGACAAUUUGAAAGAAGCACAGUACAUCCGGACUGAGCUGGUGGAGCAGGCUUUCCGAGCUGUCGACCGCGCAGACUAUUAUCUGGAAGAAUUUAAAGAAAAUGCGUAUAAAGACCUGGCGUGGAAGCAUGGAAACAUCCACCUGUCAGCCCCGUGCAUCUACUCAGAAGUCAUGGAAGCUCUGGACCUGCAGCCAGGCCUCUCCUUCUUGAACCUGGGCAGCGGCACUGGCUACCUCAGUUCCAUGGUGGGGCUCAUUCUAGGUCCUUUUGGUGUGAACCACGGGGUUGAACUCCAUUCAGAUGUAAUAGAAUAUGCAAAGCAGAAGCUGGACUUCUUCAUUCGAACCAGUGACAGCUUUGACAAAUUUGACUUCUGUGAACCUUCCUUUGUUAUUGGCAAUUGCCUGGAGAUUUCUCCAGAUUGUUCUCAGUACGAUCGUGUGUACUGUGGGGCUGGUGUGCAGAAAGAGCAUGAAGAAUACAUGAAGAGUCUUCUCAAAGUAGGGGGCAUCCUUGUCAUGCCGCUGGAGGAGAAGUUGACUAAGAUAACACGAACUGGUCCUUCUGCUUGGGAAACCAAAAAGAUUCUGGCUGUUUCUUUUGCUCCUCUGAUCCAGCCCUGUCAUUCAGAGACAGGAAAAUCAAGACUUGUCCAGUUACCGCCACUGGCCGUGCGAAGCCUCCAGGACCUGGCUCGCAUCGCCAUCCGGGGCACCAUUAAAAAGGUCAUUCGUCAGGAAACGGUGAGCAGCAGUGGAAACGGACUGAAGAGCACUCCGGGGGUGAAACGAAGGAGAGUGCGCCGCCGUCGAAUGGAAACGAUCGUCUUUUUGGACAAAGAGGUUUUUGCCAGUCGGAUUUCCAGCCCCUCUGACGACAACAGCUGCGAGGACUUGGAAGAGGAGUCGCGGGAGGAGGACAGAGCCCCCCCGCCCGAAGCCAAGCCAGCCCCACCGGUGAACUUCCUACGGGAGAAGGUCCUGAGCCUCCCUCUGCCAGACCCCCUGAAAUACUACUUGCUGUAUUACAGGGAGAAGUAAGUCUGUGGGAACAGGGCACCGAGGCAGAGCUGAUGCUGUGCCUGCUGUCCCCGAGGGGUCGCCCGGGCACGUGCCGUGGGGAAGGAAAGUGCUCUCCUCUCGACCUUCCUGUCUUUAGUUCGUUCUUGGUUUUCCUGUAGAAUCUCCAUUCAGUGGUAUCAUUUCAGUAAACAUAAUCUGAUAAACAUAAAGUGCAUAGGAGAAGGUUUUCUCAGAAGGGAGAGCAUCUCUUGAGAAGGGUGUUUGCUUUUUGUUCUGAUGAAACUGACGUCUGCCUGCAGAGACCGCUUUGGUGACCGUCUCCCACUCAAGAUAACCUACGAAGACUGAAGUUGAAAGGAACCUGUGUUGCUUAGAAAAAGUGAAAGUGCAAGUUUGCAAGUGUGUAAAAUCUUUUCUGGGUGUGACACACCUGUGUCCAAGUUAGCACUUUAUGGUGUCAGCCUUGUAAUUACUGGCGCUGAGCUCCCCUAACCCUUUUAGUUCUCUGGAUGGGGGGAGCGUUAUUGAAAAGCUCUCCCUUAUUUUAAAUAAAUGUAAUUAGAUUGUAUGUGGGUUGUCCAUUGUAAUUUUAAAAGAGAGAAAUUUGUGAUGGGGGAGGAGGAAUAAAAGUAUCAAACUGCCAGAUGUCUUUCUGGGAUUCCAAAAUAAUUCAAGGAAUAUCUUCCUGACGCCUUUUCUUACCUUUAGAAGAACCAGUGUCAGAUAAUCCCUUAAAGAAAAUACUCAAGAAUGAAGCGAGCAUUGUGCGCAGUGAGCUGCCUUACUUUUACUCCAACGGUGGGGAUGACUGUUGACGCAACCUUGAGUGUGUUAAUGGGUGUCUAGGGCAUGGAUGUGCUCGGUCCUCAAAACAGGUGGGAAGUAUUAAGACUGCAGGAAAAAUACAUUGGAGACAAUGUCACAACAACCUGUGCUGUUUUUUCUUUUUUCCUUCAGUUGGCUACUUUUCUGUAAUCACAUUAAAGUAAUGAUUAAUAGAUUUUAUCUUUUAUAAUUCCGGAGAAGAAGAUGUGUUAGUUUUCUAAUUUUUCUUAAUAACAAAUGUAUGUAUUUUAGUAGCUCCAUUGCAUUAGAAUAACAACAGUCUAACCCCCAGGGACUUGUGGAUUCUACCUUCUCUAGGCCCUUUGUGUUGACAGGUUUCUGUGUUUACCAAGUUCCAAAACAUUGGUUCUUUUCCAACUUGCUUUUUGUGCCCAAAGAAGAAAACAGUGGUAUCAAAUGUUAACAGUAGACCCAAACUCAGAGUGCUGCUGUGGGAUCAAUCAUCCAGAUUUUAUGACUGAUUUUAUCCGGUGUUGCUGAGCUUGAGUGUGUCUUUGUGGUUUCACCAGCUGAACCGAGUUCUGCUUAUUUAUUUAUUUAUUUAUUCUUAGACUUCUCUUGUUUUUUAAGUAAUUUAAUCAUUUUCUACAGGAUACUAUGUGCAUGCAGAGCUGGGAAAAUAUGUCUGUUGCCCUAGAUCUGGAAAUGUAAUUUUUUAUAAAGACAGUUACUUCACAGUUGUUCUCAACCUGGCUUCUAACGGAAGGCUGGGCGUCACUGUCUCAGAAGCGCCCAGUUUACAUUUACGUGAGGACUUGAGAUCACUUAGUGGUGCGCACGUCUGUGCCGACGUCACGCUGACCGGAGUGUACUGAUCUCUGCGAUCCACGGACAUUCGGAGCAUAAGGUCAAAUACAUAUUUGUGAAAUCUGUCACACUGGGUGGCUUGACUAAGUUCUUUUCCUAUAAUUGUACAUGGGUUUUAUUUAUUUUUUAAAUCACAUUUGCCUUCACGCUAGACUGUAAAGCCUCUUCACCGUGCAUAAGACAUGUUUUUCCCUACAUAGGUUAGACCUUUGCUAACAUUUGUGUUCGUAUUUACAUGUUGUCUGUUUGCGAUACUUAAACCAGAAUUUGAUUACAAAAAUAUAUAUAGAUGUAAUAUAUGUGAAAUAGUUUGGUGUUUAUCUUAUACACGUAGAGAAGAAUUGUAAAUGGGUUUUCCCGGGCCGGAGUGCCCCUCCCCAGAGUCCAGGAUGAUGCACUGCUGUCUGUUCCCCGACACAUGGAUUAUGUAUAGUCUGUGUGGCCUGUAACCUCUGUAUUGUAAACCACUUUCUAGACAGCUGUGGACUUUUAUGUUCUGAGGAGUAUGUAUUUCUGUGUGUGAUUUGUGUCUUGAAAGUAGUAAAGCCACAGACACGUACACAGCAAAUGUCAAAUUUAUAAAUAUCAAGGAUGCAGUGUAAAAAUCAACUGUGUAUGUAAGAAUGCUUUUGCCAGUCUGGACCUUUCAGGGAAUUAAUGCCAGAAGUUUGAAACCAAGAUUUUAAUGAGUAGAUACACAUUGGGUAAAUACAAAUGCUAUCAAUAAACCUCGUUCAGGCACUUCAGCCUUCUUGGCUUGGCUUGUGUUUCCUGUGUGGGAUUGAAAUUCUUGACUAUAUGUUUUCCAAAAAUCUUUAAAAAUAAACCUUUUCUUUAUUAGAA
This is a messenger RNA of Felis catus (domestic cat), 3818 nucleotides long. RefSeq names its product protein-L-isoaspartate (D-aspartate) O-methyltransferase domain containing 2 (gene PCMTD2). Lineage: Eukaryota; Metazoa; Chordata; Mammalia; Carnivora; Felidae. Gene Ontology annotation, cellular component: cytoplasm. The transcript has 7 exons. The record is from RefSeq and is a predicted model, not a curated record. Bases 255 to 1340 code for a protein of 361 amino acids. Gene Ontology annotation, molecular function: protein-L-isoaspartate (D-aspartate) O-methyltransferase activity. Gene Ontology annotation, biological process: protein modification process.